UAACAGCUUGUGAAGAAGUUGAAGUAUUGUCGGACUUGGUUCGGCGAGCAAGAAAUUACAAGGCAGAUGGCAUUCGAGGCAGUGAUCCCUUCGUUGACGACAGAUAUUUAAAACCGGGUUUCUACAGCGUAACAAAUGAAAAAGGACAAUAUCUUAUGCCAGAUAAAGAAUCCAUGCCAGGUUUCGAUGUUUGCGGCACACAACUUCCGAUAUAUUUAAAAGAUACGCAUCCUGACAUAACAGCGCUGACAAUUGAUUCGACAGAUGUGGUUGCUUGUGAACUCAGUCCGUUCAAAUUAUGUGAGAAUGAAAGGCACAUUUCUAUUAGAAAGUGUGGUGAUGACAUACAGUAUUACCUUCAGCAAACUAGCCAGAACUCUGCUUAUUGUUUUGAUCCACCAGAGCUGCAAAAUGUAAUCGAUAUUGAUAAAGCUCCAGAUGUAGUUCUGGGAGAAAUGAGUGUUAGUCCUAAACUAGACUUUUAUGACUUUACUUCUCCUUUCGACGGAAAGACAUAUAAUCGCCCAAAAAUCAAUUUUGAAUGUACGGAAGAACCCGUCAAAGUCAGAUCAUCACUUGAACUGCUUUACUCGACUUAUUGGUUUAUUGAUAACGAGCUUAUGUUUAGCUUUGAACGGAAAAACGGUUCAUUUUUAUUAACAGAAGAUGAUCUCAAGAAGAAGGACUUCAAGCUAGGAAUAAAUGUAACUUAA
Molecule: messenger RNA, 713 nt
Organism: Mercenaria mercenaria
Lineage: Eukaryota; Metazoa; Mollusca; Bivalvia; Venerida; Veneridae
Exons: 5
Source: RefSeq, a predicted model, not a curated record